Dreissena polymorpha is the source of this 2233-nucleotide messenger RNA. RefSeq names its product dopamine beta-hydroxylase-like. Bases 171 to 1904 code for a protein of 577 amino acids. The record is from RefSeq and is a predicted model, not a curated record. The transcript has 12 exons. NCBI's taxonomy places the organism in Eukaryota, Metazoa, Mollusca, Bivalvia, Myida, Dreissenidae. Gene Ontology annotation, molecular function: dopamine beta-monooxygenase activity; copper ion binding.
AUCUAGCUCAAGCACACCUGUAACUACUUAUCUGAAGCAUUUUACGAAGGCAUUGAGCCGGAACUUGAAAAUCGGACAACUCUCCAAACAAGUCAAUUAACACACUACGCGCCCGAGUAAAGGCGUACUUAUUUGAGAAUUCGGACAGAACAUAAGACUAACAAGACAUAAUGUUGCAGCGCAUGUUCUGCCUCCUAGCGACGUUCGUGACAUUGACCUCGGCCUAUAGUAGUUUCCGAAACAGCAUUCCGAACGGCAACAAUGUGCGGCACCCUUGCAACGCCUCUCUGACCUGGGCUGGUGUGGGGCACGAGAAUCAAGGAGGCGGAGGAGCCCGAAACCCUUUCGGAAUCGCAUGGAAAGCGAAUGGACUUAUAUGGAAUAGCGCGAUGUGUAUGCAAGAUUCGGAUGAAGACGGGCGGACAAACGGCAUGGAACUAGGAGACCCAAACUGCACAUGGAGUUCCGGAAAAACCCCGUCGUUCGCUGCCUCGGGACAUCCUGGCAUAUGUGAGCCAAUCAACAGCCCGACUUGCCAGCAGAAGAACACCUUUCUGAAUUGCGGAGGGCCGACCAAAUUCGAUUGCCCUGCUGCCGAUCAGACACUGCACCCAGACGUUAUAACAGAGGAUAUACGUCUUGCUGCUGGCACCAAGGUUCCAGCGCAAGAGACGACCUACAUGUGCCAGGGCUUCAACCUCUCGCCAAAAGUCACCAACGGAAGUUACCACAUGAUCGCGGUUUCGCCGCUUAUCGUCAAUACGGAAGUUGCCCAUCACAUAAUUGUUAGGGGGUGCUCCGUAAUAGGUGCUUUGACCGAGAAGCACACAAAUGCAACGUAUCAGUGCUUCAUGGGCGACAAUGUCGGCUGCAAUGACAUAAUCGCCCUGUGGACGGUGGGAAACUACGGAAUGUGCUACCCGAACGAGAUCGGGUUUCCGGUCGGGAUUGGAGGAUACACACAACUCGUGUUUGAGAUCCACUGGCACAACCCUUAUCUGUUGGACUCCUACGUGGAUAAUUCCGGUAUCCGACUUUACCUCACCCCGAACAAGCGACCAAAUGACGCUGGUGUAUUUUUCUACGGCCCUAUGGACCUACACAUUCCCCCAAUGAUGUCAGCCCACGGUCAAACCGGUUUCUGUUCAGGAAACUGCACAGCCAGGCUUUUCAAUAAAGAUGUCCAGAUAGUAGGAGCGUUUAACCACAUGCACAAUCUAGGGUCCUCCGCUUUAGCUGAGAUCAUACGUCAUGAUACCGGAGAGGCUGUCAUGUUGGCUCGAGACGACGCAUAUGACUACAACAGUCCCGCCAUCUACAUGUAUAAGCAGUUCAAAACCUUCCGCCCCGGCGAUACGUUAACCGUCAACUGCGUGUUCAACUCGAUGUCAAGGACGACUGCAACCAAAUACGGAGAGGGGACACUCGAUGAAAUGUGCUUCACCUUCCUAAUAUACUAUCCAAAGAGCGCCGCUAGGUUUGGAACAUGUUUUUCAUACGACGGCGAGGAUACGUGUCAAUUGAGACAAUGCACCGACGAAGUCUACCAACAGCUUGGCGAAAGGCUGUGGAAAUCAUGCCCGCUGACUGAGUGCACCGAAGACUGCAAGAAGCUCACGCGCGAGUUCCAGCAACACCCUUGUCUAACAGCAAAGAAGCGUAACGACAUGGUCAACGAUGUACUGAAGUCGCCCGAUGCGGAGACGAAAGCUUUAACGUUUGAGUUCGUGAUGCGAUUUGAGAUCUGCAAGGCUGAGAUUGCGCGAGAAGACAUGGCAACACAGUGCGGUGGAGGAAGCAUCAACGCGGCAACUUCCUUUUCCGGUUCCUUGAUUUCCGUUUUUGCAGCAAUUUGCAUUGGCAGUCUGGCUAUUGUAAAUGCUGACGACAAAAUACUUUUGUAGAGAGAAUUUUCGUUUCGUUCAUAAAUUGUUUGCAGAAUCAUCGGCAGACGCUUUCUAACGUAAUACGGUUAUUGUUAAAUACUUAAAAUCUUACUGGCGUUCCCUUACAAUAACACAUUGUAAAGAUUUUGACUGUCUUUUGGAGUGUUAUCUAUGUUAUUUAACUAAUAAACAAUUUUGAAGAAGCACUAUUUGGAAACGACCAAUAUCACCAAUUUGUAAUCGAAGUCACGUGUUUAUGUAUUUUCUGUCUGUACGUCUUCAUGUAUGUAUGUAUCUUCUGGACUUAUUUCCAUGAACUAUUUUUCCAUUAAAAGUAUUGAAUGUUA